AUGGCUCAGAAGGAAUCCCAGGCCGAGACGCCCGGGAUCAUCAGUCAUCUCAAUCCAGUCUACUGGUGGCCGAAGCUAGAGCUGGACUCGCGGACUGCCCUUAUGAUGAUGAAAGGUGCAUUGGCGCCAACUAUCACUAUUGCCAUAUAUCAAAGCAGUGCUAUUUCAGACAUCACUACUACUAUUGGGUACUUGUCAGCCUUGAUUUCCGUCCUUUCCCAGGCCUUGAUGCCCCGGGCCAAAUUCAUGAAGAUUAUUUUCUAUGAUAUAUUAUCUGCUUGUGUGUCUGCCUCACUCUGCUGUCUUGCCGUCUUCUGUUCUGUUAGGGCAAGAGAGCACAACACCCCUGCAGAUGCUAGCGAGAGUGUGCGGACUGGCUACAACAGCGAUGCAUGUGCGGUGGCUGCGAUUUGGUUGCUCUUCAUGAUUUGGGGUGCGAACUCACUACGUGCACUGAAACCGAUGGAAUUGCAAGACCCCAUGGUUGCGUUUUCCAUUUUUGCUUCAGUUACCAUCACCCGUGCAGGCAUGUUCACAACCCUGUCCGAAGGCCUCGAAUUUAUUGCGCGGCUUCUAAAGGGGUUCAUGAUUGGGUUCGCCAUCGCAACGGGCGUCUCACUACUGAUCGUCCCAAUAACAAGCAGAGGCAACGUUUUUCACGACAUGAAAGACUACAUAACAUCAAUAGACGAACUUCUCCAAUCCCAAAUAUCAUUCGCGGAAGACAGCUCCGUAACUGGGCUAUUCAGCAGACGCGUUCAGCUUCGCAGGGCACGGACCGCGAAGAGCGCCCGGGAUAUGCAGAGCGAGGGUGAAGCAGAUCUGCAAUUCAAGCAAAAGGCGCUUCAGGGAUACAUGACUAAACUCAAUGGCUUACACAGCAAGUUGCAUGCUGAUCUUUUCUACUCCAAAGAUGAGAUUGCGUGGGGUAAAUUGUCCGCAGAAGAUCUUAGCAGCAUCGUCUCUUUAUUCCGGAGCCUUCUUCUUCCACUGUCUGGAAUGUCCAUGUUGCCUGAGAUCCUAGACACAAUAAUCAAGAAUGAAGGAAAUGACGACGCACGGGACGACAACGACGAUCUGGACGAAGGGGCACGGAAACACUCUGAAAUCCAAAAAGUGGUGGAGACGCAUCAUGCGCGGCUGGUGGACGCCUCACACCUGGUGAAACAGGGACUAAGCCAUUUCCUAUUAGUUCUGGAGCUUAUCAAACCUAAGCAUUUGGACCCGAAAAAGACGCACCGUGGUGGAUCCCAUGCCAGGGACGAAGAAGCAAGGGGUGAAAGUUUAAGCCCUCUCCAACCAGACUUUACAUCUCGCUUUGAAACCGAGCUGCGCAGCUAUUACUCUCGUCGGAAAGAUCUCCCGGAGGCACUGGCAUCUCUUGAGGCAUUUUCUGCUUCGGAGAAGGUCGAUGGUUCUGCUACCACGAUUCCAUCUGGGAUACUCGGGGCGGACCCUGACGUACGGCAAGAAUUCUUCUUGAUUCUGUUCAUGAGCCAUCUGCAAGAUGAUCUGCUCAAUGCAACGCUGCAGUUGGUCAAGUUCGCCGAUAGCAAAGUUGCUGAUGGGACAAUGAAACGCAGCCGACUGAUCUUUCCAAAACAAAGAUCGAUUCGCCAGUGGUUCUCGCUCAGCGCAGACCAGAAGGACGCUAAGCCUUCAGAUAGUCGGCAGUCAUCCCGGGUCGAUCCCUCGAACAUACACCGUCCUCAGGCAUUUCCUGGUUUUCCAGAUCCAGAGCAUCUUCAGGCAGAGAAUAUCUGGGAGAAAGGAAGUAGCGUACUGCGCACCAUUUCUCAUGUCAUCAAAUCAGAACAGAGCGCUUUUGGCUUCCGGGUGGCUGCUGCUUCAUUCUCGGUGGCUAUUCUUGCAUUCCUCCACCAAACCCAAGAUUGGUUCAUCCGGCAAAGAUGUAUCUGGGCUAUGAUUGUCAUCGUCAUCGGUAUGAACCCGACAAGUGGACAGACUAUGUUUGGAUUCGUUGCUCGAAUUGUAGCGACGGCAAUAUCACUUGCACUAAGUUUGAUAGUCUGGUAUAUUGUUGAUGGCAAAACAGCCGGGGUGAUAGUAUUCCUGUAUCUUGCGAAUGUUUUCGAGUAUUACUUCUAUGUCAAACUACCUCAGUACUUUGGAGCCUCAGUCAUCGCAAUUGUCACGUUGAAUGUAAUUGUCGGAUAUGAGCUACAGGUCCGCAAACUGGGCAUCACCGAAGCCACAUCAAAUGGCCAACCCUACUACCCCAUCUACAUCUUCGGCCCAUACAAAUUAGCAGCGGUAGCAGCAGGCUGCGCCAUAUCCUUCUUCUGGGUAAUUUUCCCAUACCCAAUAACAGCGAAAUCUCAACUACGCAAACUCCUCGGCAAGAGUCUCUUCGUACUCGCCAAGUUCUACAGCGCAAUGCACACAACAAUAGAGCUCUGGCUCAACAACGAGUUGGGUGAUAUAAGCGACAAAAACUCACCAGCCCACCAGCUCCUCAAAUCUCGACACAGGAUAUUCAAAGAAGAAAUGAUGCUCUUAAGUGGUCUUCGCCAACACAGCCACUUUAGUACCUACGAACCGCCAAUCGGAGGCAAGUUCCCGAAACAGAUCUAUGAUAAUAUCAUCUCAGAGAUCCAGCGCAUUCUCACGAGUAUGUCGUUGAUGGCUCAUACAACCCAGAGCCUGGAGGUACUAGGUAUCGAGCCCGAAUCUUCAGGUGGAGAUAAUGGUGAUAAGUGGAAAGCUCGACUCGCGGAAAUUGCAUUGCAAUCUACGGAUUUUAACUCCCACCGCAUCACGUCCCUGCUUUGUCAUUUAUCAGCUGCUAUUGCCAAUGCACAGCCGUUGCCGCCGUAUCUCUCUACACCAGAUUCAUUUCCACUUGCGCGACAAUUGCAUCAGAUCGAUGACGAGUUAUUGAGUAUUCGGCAUGUGCGGGACCCGGCAUUUUCGGCCUUCGUUUCGCUGGAGGUGCUGAGGUCUGUUGUUAGUUUCAGUUUGCAGGAUUUGAUUGACAAUGUAAGGAAACUUGUUGGUGAGCUGAGCUUUGAUUUCCAUGUCAGGCAGACGCAGCAAUAUGCCGAGUCUUCUCAACUUCUUCAGAACUCAAGUCGCGAGGAUGAAUGA
This is a messenger RNA of Penicillium pulvis, 3108 nucleotides long. RefSeq names its product aromatic acid exporter family protein. The coding region runs from base 1 to 3108 and encodes 1035 amino acids. The record is from RefSeq and is a predicted model, not a curated record. Lineage: Eukaryota; Fungi; Ascomycota; Eurotiomycetes; Eurotiales; Aspergillaceae. The transcript is spliced from 7 exons.